AUGGCGUACGCGAUAGAAACAAGAGAAGACACGAACAAAACAAAGAGAAUGCUGCACGUAGCCGAGAUGAGGGUGCUGAGAUCAAUAGCUGGCAAAACCAGAAGAGACCAUGGAAGGCAGAGAAGAAGGCAAUGGUAUAACCACGUCAAGAGGAUGGGCGAAGAUAGAUUACCCCGCAUAACUCUCGAGGGAAUACCAGUAGGAAGUCGUCCUCCCCGUAGACCGCCGAAGAGGUGGAGAGACAGCUGGCAGUCCACAUCUCAAGAAUUAAUACAACGGAUCCAAAACCCCAUCAGAGAAGACUACAAAAACGGCUUGCCAGUAAGGGCAGACGAUUCGAAAACUAAAGAAGGUGUAGGAGCUGGAAUAUAUGAAUUCAUGACGAAAAUAGAUUGUAUUCCAAUGGACAAAACAGCGGUUAUUACAGCACUAGAAGACUGUGGAGCAGAAAUGAUGCGGGAUUAA
Messenger RNA from Cylas formicarius (sweet potato weevil), 465 nucleotides. RefSeq lists its product as uncharacterized. The transcript is spliced from 3 exons. The record is from RefSeq and is a predicted model, not a curated record. NCBI's taxonomy places the organism in Eukaryota, Metazoa, Arthropoda, Insecta, Coleoptera, Brentidae. Bases 1 to 465 code for a protein of 154 amino acids.